This is a messenger RNA of Trichomycterus rosablanca, 6864 nucleotides long. It is a transcript of the gene setd5, whose product is annotated as SET domain containing 5. Lineage: Eukaryota; Metazoa; Chordata; Actinopteri; Siluriformes; Trichomycteridae. Gene Ontology annotation, biological process: regulation of DNA-templated transcription. Gene Ontology annotation, cellular component: Set3 complex; Rpd3L-Expanded complex. The record is from RefSeq and is a predicted model, not a curated record. Bases 521 to 5083 code for a protein of 1520 amino acids. The transcript is spliced from 25 exons.
ACAGAGCUAUUGCUACCCCAUAUUAUUAUCGAAUAUUAUUACCGUAAAAGCGCAUUAUAAAUGGAUGCAACCGGCUAGGAUUUGAAAUAUCAUGCGAAAGGAGUACCAUGGGCCAAACAGGCGAGGGUGUGCAACUUACUGCUUGAAGAACACUGAGAAGUUUACAAGGCAGCUCGGGAGAGCGAGCUGCCUCUGGGCUUACAGCUCACAGGAAAAGCCGAGGUCGCAGAAAGAGGCCUCGUAGUGUUACUCGCCUUGAUGUGGGAAUAUUUUAAUACAGCUCACUCUCACAAUAGGAUAUUUGACCUGAACUGACUUGGAAUGACGGACUGGGUAUCCUGAUGUGUGUGUGGUGCUGUGAGUGGCAUUGCAGCCCCCUGCCUCAGGAGUGGACUGUCGCUGCCAUUCUGACCUCGUGAUCCCAGCUUCCCUCCUUCCCCCUCCUUUCCCCCUGUCCCUUCAUCCCUACUCCCCUCUCCCACCCCCUUCCCCCCUCCCUUGCGACGCUGUGCUUGAAGUCAUGAGCAUAGCAAUCGCACUGGGAGUCACCACACCUGAGAAACCUUACACAGACAUGGCCGCCGGAUCAGAUCCUGAGUCAGUGGAAGCGAGCCCUGCAGUGUAUGAGAAGAAAUACUCCAACCACAGCUGUGAAAGUGCACAGAAUAACGGCUACCGGGGCCUUCCCUAUGCUAUGCAUCAGUCUUCCUUCGUGUGUUAUCAGGAUCAUAACUAUGGAGCGCCACCCCCUCCUACUCCACCUGCCUCUCCACUUUCCCAGACCAUCAUUCCCCGUUUGGAGCUCAAUGGUGCCCUCGGUCGUUCCCGAGCCCGGUACCACUCCAGCAACCCUGACAAUUCAGCAGACAGCGAUAGCUCAUCCGAGGACGAGGAGGGUACCGUACCAUCCGGCUGGUGUCAGUGCCGCCUGAUGUCAGAUGGCUACCUCAUCAAGUGUGAGAACUGCAGGGGUCUGGACAGGAGGAAAGGGCUGGGUAGACAACGUCGAAAGCAGGACAAUGUGUCAGUAGGAGAGAGCAGUGUGACAGAAAGUGGAGAUGAGGAGGUCUCGGCUGCGACCGUGUCAUACACAGCCACUCAGCACACACCCACCAGCAUCACGCUCACCGUCAACCGAGUCAAACGCAGCAAAGCCAAAAAGAGGAAGAAGAGCACAGAAAAAUCACGGGCCACUCCUAAGGCGAAAAAGGUCAAGGCCUUUCGUGAAGGUUCCAGAAAAUCCUUAAGGAUGAAGAACUCGACCAGCGAGGCAGGUGUGCUGGAUGAGAACACAGCUGAAGGCUGGGAGACGCGCAUCCGGCAGUGGACUGAUCAGUAUGAGGAGGCCUUGGCCAAUCAGUAUAGUGCUGAUGUACAAAAACUCCUUCAGCUCCACCGGUCAGUCAACAAGAAUUCGUCGAGUCCAGUUGCCCUUACUAUGGAUACUAUUAACCGCACUGAGCUGGCCUGCAAUAACACAGUGCUGAGCUCUCAAAUGCAGUUACAGCUGGGACGUGUAACACGUGUGCAGAAACACAGAAAAAUCCUACGGGCAGCACGAGAUUUGGAACCUGACACUCUUAUCAUUGAGUACAGAGGCAAAGUCAUGCUCAAACAACAGUUUGAAGUCAAUGGCCACUUCUUUAAAAAGCCCUACCCAUUUGUACUGUUCUACUCUAAAUUUAACGAGGUGGAGAUGUGUGUGGAUGCACGGACGUUUGGCAACGAUGCUCGCUUCAUCAGGAGAUCCUGUACACCCAAUGCUGAGGUGCGGCAUAUGAUCGCAGAGGGGAUGAUUCACCUCUGUAUCUAUGCAGUUACUCAAAUCUCUAAGGACUCUGAAGUUACAAUUGAGUUUGACUACGAGUUCAACAGCUGUAACUACAAGGUUGACUGCGCUUGCCAUAAAGGCAAUCAGAACUGCCCAGUGCAGAGGCAUAACCAAAGCCCGUCCGAGUCUCUGCCUCCACCACAGAAUCCACUGCCUAUCUUGCCAGGGGCUGAAACUCGCAGGAGACGGGCUCGGCGAAGGGAGUUAGAAGGAAGUGGGCCGAUCGGGAACGUGUCUGAUGAUAGCAAUCAGCUGUUGGAUGAGCAUGGGGAGAUGCAGGAAGCUAGUGAUGCUGAGGAAACUGAUGGUGUAAAGCAAGAGGAGGGCCAUGAGGAGAUUGAUGAAACUCUCUUGCCUAAUAGACGGUCUCGAGAGGACCGCAAAGCUGAGGCCAUCAUGCAUGUGUUCGAGAAUUUGGAAAAAAGAAAAAAGCGGGUCUUUCAUGGUACAGAACGGGGUUCACUUGACGAACUUAAACAGGAAGGGACAGAAUUUGAAGAGGGUAGGGCCUCCUCCCCCGUAGGAGCCAACCCAGGUCAAAACACACCAGUGGCUGGAGGUGUAAGCACUCGCCGCACAUCUUUUGCCUCGGAUACUAUUGAGACCCCAUCUACGCCACUUGCCACUCCUAAACCUCCCUCAGCUCGUUCAGCAAAACCACGACCCAAGAGCCGCAUCUCACGUUAUCGUUCAGGCUCUGCCCAGCGUGCUCGGCGCCAGAGGCAGGCUCUUCUGGCACAGCAGGCAGCUGAAGCAGGUGCAGCCGGCGCUGAAGAGGGAGGCUCUACAGUUGGCACAGGGGAGCUAGUGCUCGGGGACGGAACUCUGGGGCCAGGACAAACUCAGGAUGGAGAUUGUGGAACAAAUUCUGCAGCUCUAGGAAAGGCAUGCCUGAGAUACCCCAAAACCAAAAAGUACCUGGUCACCGAGUGGUUGAAUGACAAAGUCCCGGAGCGUGUAGAGGAGCCUAUAGAACAGCCCCUGCGCAUCACCACAGAUCCCACCGUGUUGGCAACUACUCUUAACAUGCUGCCAGGCCUUUCACAUUCUCCCCUCAUAUGCACCACACCUAAACACUACAUCCGAUUCGGCUCCCCCUUCAACCCUGAAAGACGCCGCCAGCCACUUACUGUCGAUCCAGCCUAUGGCUCCUGUAAGAAGAGGUGGAUAAAGCAGGCGCUGGAUGAGAGUAUAUCCUCUACCUCCAAGGAGGAUGGAGUCGGUUCCAAUUCUUUGCACCAAAGUAGCUGCGGCAACACGGCCAGAUCUGAGUCGACAGCGCCAAUUAAAAAGAGAAAGGUGAAGAAUGCACCAGAGGUGGUGGCACCUCCAUCUGAACUUUUGCUUCGACCUUUGUCCCCAAUCACGCCACCGCCCUCGUCUGAGCCCUCCCUGAGCACCAUGCGCCCUCUUUUCUCUUCAUGCGCCUUAUAUUUAGGAGCUGAUGAGGAAAGGCAUAAUGGUGCAGCACCUCCCUACUCCCCUCUACCGUCUCUUUCUGCCAGCCGGUGCAACACACCUCUGCUGUUUGAGAACAUCUCAUCCCCUGAGGCAUCACCUGUACACCGACCAGAAUCUAUUUCCCCAGAGCCAUGUUUGCGACCAGACUUCGAUACACCUCGAAUUUCCACCUUUCCUGAUCUUUCCCUGAACUCUGGCAUUUGCAGUCCUGUCCCAAUGUCCGAUGACUUUCCCAUUACUGGUCCAGAGUCUCUUGGAGGAUCCGGAGAUAGCGGCUCUCUCACACCAGUCCCCGUAUCAAACGUCAGCGACUCAUUGGGCUCACGCUUGAAUGAGGCGCAGGCUAGAGAACAGGUCUUUAGGACAGAGUUCAACCUCAUUUACACCUGCUCUCCGCUUAAUGCCAACCUGGCAACUGGUCCUGUGACAGACAGAGGCCAUUCCCAGUCAGAGGGCAGCUUCUCCCCUGCUGAGUCCUACUUCAGCACUGUCAGUGGCCAGGGGCUGGUCUCAGAGCCGGGGUCUGGUUCUUUUUCACCUUAUCCAGAGCCUCAGUUUGGGAGUGGCACACCUCCUCAUACCGGCAAUCCACCACAGAAAAAGAAGAAGGCCACAGGAAGUGGCAUUAGUCAGCUCCCAGGUUUGCCUUGUUACCAGGCACUAACUGUAAGGAAUGAAUUCAAGCCAGGGCAGAAUAUGGUUUCCUUGCUGGAGUACAGAAAAAGGAAACAGGGGACACGUGACUCUGAGACUGGAGGCUCCAUUGGUACCCCUACUCGCCCUGGUUCUUUGUGCCACAGUGCCGAGUCCCCUGGUGGACCACGCUCGCUGUUGCAGCCCCCUGCAUCCCCACACAGCUCCUUUUCCUCUCCAGCCCACCAUAGUUUUCCACAAAUAGAGGAGGUCAGUCCUCCAGACCUCAGCUCCAACAUAGGAAAUCAUUCGCAGACCUCCAGCCACUGGAUGGUGCCGACAUCAGUAGAAAGGUUAAGAGAGGGACAAGGAGUUUUAGAGCGUGUUCUGAGGGGCAACGUAAAGAUGGAACGAAUCCUUAAUAGGACAGACGGUGGAGCUAGUGAACAUUCGAAUAGCCGAGACAAGGAUAAUGAUGAAGUGGAAGGAGAUAGAUUUGAUCUCCAGAGCUCAUCUUUGGCUUCCCCUAUGAGAAGUCCCCAGAGGUACAGCCCAUCUGUCCACCCACACCAGUUGCAGGCUCACCUGUCUGAAUCCCAUCCACAUCUGGAAAGCCCUGCCUACCACCAGCAGAGCUCCUCAUCUCCGUUCCAUCCCUCCUUCAGCUCCUCCCCUUCACCCUCCUCAUCCUCAGUGGUCCAGGGCUACCAUCCCUCUCGACUGGGCACGUCCACUCCAGGACACCUUGUCCAGGAAGUACUUUCCUCAUCAGUUCCUCCUUCCUCAGUGGACACCAGACACCAUCACAAUGCAGCAGCAGGAGGGAUGGACCUCUCGCACCUCUACCCGGGCAGCCAUCUAAAAGCCAGCUUAUUGAACAGCAGCACUCUGUCAGGGUCUGUGAGUGUGUCCUCUAGAGGCCAGGGCCACUCAAAAAUGGACAGCUGUGCUGCCAUUAGCAAUCAGGCCUCCAACACAUCCAGACUAACCCAGCCACCCACAGUGCGAAAUCUAAAAGCUAGCAGCCCUGGACCCUCAGUGCUGCAGGCCAGCUCCAAACUUCUCUCAGCCAGCGGAGCACAGCACUACCCACAGCGGCAUUUACAGCAGCCCCCUAUGCAAGGCUCAGGGGUACGGACACAAUCUGGGACCUACUAGGACCCUAAGCAUCUUUGUGGGACAGCAUGUAUGUGAGUGAGAAUGUGUGAGUGAGCGUGUCACCCUCCUCAACCAAACCUGUGGAAAAGUUUGGGGUUGUGGAGGUGACUUGAUGUACAGCCAUGAGAGGACUAUAGACUCUUGUAAUUAAUCGUUUCCGUUCUUUCUUUCAUUGGUUCUUUCUUUCUCUGCUGACAUUUGUCCCCCCCUUUUCACCAAAAAUUUAAAUUUCUGCAAUUUACAUCAAGUCUAAUGUAGACUUCAUUAUAAUCUUCCAAUCAGUAAAAAUAAAACAGUAACCAGGAGUUAAAUCAUGUGUAACUUUAAAUUUACCCAUAUGCUUUGAAAUAUGUACAAACCUAAUUUGCAGAGUGAAUGGUAAUUUGAUUAAAGCACCUAUGCUGAAUUAAAAAUCUGGGUUAAUGCUCCUGAGCCAAGUUGUAUUCCAUUAGAUCGGCUAAAGUGUGUUUAUUCUGCUUACUCAUAAACAUCAGGUCAGUCUGCUUAAUUAUUCACUGACAGCUAAAUUUUCCCCACUGCAAGAAGUUAGUGUGCUUAAUUCGUAUAAAAUCUGGGGGUAAAUCCAUUGAGUUCCUUAUAAUCAUUCCAUUCAGGUCACUAGAUCUGUAAAGAAUUGAAGAGUAAGGAUCUUUUCAGUCUCAUUAAACAAUUCUUCUUUAGUUCUUUCUGUAUGUGCAGAUUCGCUCUGUAAUACUUGACAACCACACAUUUUAUGGUGCUGCAGUUUGCUCAGUUUUUAGUUUGAUUUUUUUUUGUUUGGGGUUGUUUGAAACCCAGUGUCAUUAUGUCCAUCCACAGUCUGUUCUAAGUUAUAGUUUUAAACGGGACUGGUUUGUUUUCACUUUUGAAGUUGGGUUCUAGUAAAUGUUGCAAGACCUCUGAAAGCUAGAAAUGCACAGGACUUCUUUUAAAAAGCAGGUUAGGGAAAUGUUGUUUUUACUCCGUUAUAGGAUGUAUUACCCUUACCGUUGUUGAAUCCUGCAGGAUUUUUUUUUGUUUUUUUUCAUUGUUGAGAAUUUAUGUUUCUCUCCCCCUGACCAAUCCGUGCAUUCCAUGUGCCACUUGUGUAAGAAAAGGCGCUUUGGCUAAAUGGUUUGAUUGGGAAAAAAAGAUGUGCAGAAAUGGAAAAACAAAAAAAUAAAAGGCGAGCUGCUGGGAUCUCAUAUUAAGUAUUUUAAUGCAAAGUGCUGCUUUCUGAUGUGUCUGUUUUCUUACAGAGUUCUGUACUUUUGUCCGUCUGAUUAUCAUCAUAUAUGCUGAGGUUGAUACCAUGAUGCCAAUCAGAGUGGGACUGAAUAUCAAGUCAAAUGCAAUAGAUGCCACAGUUGCAUCUUGGGAACUGUAUUGUUUGUCUUGAUUGUCGCUCGAAUGGACCUGAAUCAGACUUAAUCCACAGUGAACCAAAACAAAUGAUUUUAUUGUUUUUCUCCCUUGUUCGAAGGACCUUGCAGAAGAUGGGAGAGUGGAUUGGUAUAUUCUAUCAGCUCUGAAAUACAUUUUUGACGUUUGAAAGGCAGGCAUUUUCUGUUCUACCCCCCUCCACGUAUAGAAAAAGACCCAAGGGUACUCACUGAGUUACAUGAAUGUUUUGUUUUUCACAGAAGACUUCAAAAGAAAAAAGAUUAUAUGACCGGAAAUUUACCAGCACCUUAAUUACAGAGGAAAAUGUUAACCAUCAAGAAAACAUUUAUGUAUGAUCAUGUGUACUUGUAUAAAAUGUGUUAUAUACCGUUCCAAAAAAUAUAGUACACUAAAUUUGA